AUGGCCGUUGAACGUCUUGGCUCCAUUCUCAAACACCUCACCCCGGGCAAUGCCCUUUCAACCAUCACAUCUAAAAACGACGACGACAUCGUCAUUACCUAUGCCGCUCGUACCCCACUAGGCAAAGCCCGCAAGGGCGGCUUCAAGGACACCUCGCUCGAGUACAUGGUGUUUGCGCUCUUGGACCAAGUGCGGCAACGCAGCAAGAUCGACCCGAGCCUCGUCGAGGACAUUUGCAUGGGCAAUGUCUCAGAUGGCAAGGCCGCCUACAAGCUCCGCGCCGCCGCCCUUGCCGCCGGCUUCCCCAACACACACUCCGCCUCGUCCGUCAACAGGUUUUGCUCGUCGGGCCUCAAGGCGACGGCCGAUAUCGCACAUGCCAUCAGCAACGGCAGCAUCGAGGUCGGUAUUGCCCUAGGUGCCGAGAGCAUGUCCAUCGGCGGUGACGCGUUAGAUCAGCCCUUUGACGAGGAUGUCACCUCGCAAAACCAGGAGUCGAAGGACUGCAUGAUGCCCAUGGGCUGGACGUCAGAGAACGUUUCGAGCGACUUCGGUAUCAGCCGCGAGGAAAUGGACAAGUUCGCUGCCCUCAGCUUCCAGAAGGCUGAGAAGGCACAAAAUGCCGGCUGGUUCGACGACGAAAUUGUUCCGAUCCGCACCAAGGUCAAGGGCCCUGACGGCGAGGUCAAGGAGGUCACGCUGACAAAGGACGAGGGCAUCAGGCCCGGCACAACAGCGGAGAGUCUGGGAAAGAUCCGCGCCGCGUUCCCGCAGUGGGGAAGCACGACCACGGGAGGAAACGCUAGCCAGGUGACGGAUGGUGCCGCAGCGGUGUUGCUAAUGAAGCGGUCAACGGCCAACAAGCUUGGGCAGCCCAUCAUGGCCAAGUACGUCGGGUCGACGACGGCAGGUCUGGCGCCGCGCAUCAUGGGAAUUGGCCCCACUGUCGCCAUUCCCAAACUACUGGCCAAGCACGGCAUCACGCUGGCUGACUGCGACGUUGUCGAGAUCAAUGAGGCGUUUGCCAGCAUGGCGGUCUACUGCCGCGACAACCUCGGUCUCGACGCCGAGACCAAGAUGAACCCACGCGGUGGUGCCAUCGCACUCGGACACCCGCUCGGAGCGACCGGUACGAGGCAGAUCGUUACUGGUCUGAGCGAGUGCAGGCGGACGGGCAAGAAGAUCUUAUUGACCAGCAUGUGCAUCGGCACGGGUAUGGGCAUGGCUGGGUUGUUCGUUAAUGAGCAGUAG
Messenger RNA from Pyricularia oryzae 70-15, 1251 nucleotides. Its product is annotated as 3-ketoacyl-CoA thiolase. The transcript is spliced from 2 exons. Gene Ontology annotation, biological process: fatty acid beta-oxidation; phenylacetate catabolic process. Lineage: Eukaryota; Fungi; Ascomycota; Sordariomycetes; Magnaporthales; Pyriculariaceae. Bases 1 to 1251 code for a protein of 416 amino acids. Gene Ontology annotation, molecular function: acetyl-CoA C-acyltransferase activity. The record is from RefSeq and is a predicted model, not a curated record. Gene Ontology annotation, cellular component: peroxisome.